AUGUCGUCGACCGAUUUGAUGCCUAAAUGGCAAUUACGGGCAUUAAUAGCGAUUAGCUAUCUUACGUGGACCAUUUCGAUAAUAUUCGGUCUUAUCGGUCAUCUUUUUUAUUGGCUUAUUUUCAAUUCAUUCGGUCGAAGUUAUGAUAAAAAAGGAUCGAAAUUAGAAUGGACAAGUGACAAUGAGGAUGAACAUUAUGCAAUCAUUAUUGGUGCAGGUUUUUCGGGUUUAGGAAUGAGUAUUAAAUUGAAAGAACUGGGUAUGGAUAAAUUUGUCGUAUUAGAACGUCAUUCACAUGUUGGUGGUACAUGGUAUGCAAAUCGAUAUCCUGGUUGUCAAGUCGAUAUUCCAUCGAAUCUAUAUUCGUAUUCAUUUGA
This is a messenger RNA of Rotaria sordida, 377 nucleotides long. The record is from the annotation of a GenBank genome assembly. Lineage: Eukaryota; Metazoa; Rotifera; Eurotatoria; Philodinida; Philodinidae.